Molecule: messenger RNA, 1975 nt
Organism: Danio rerio (zebrafish)
Lineage: Eukaryota; Metazoa; Chordata; Actinopteri; Cypriniformes; Danionidae
Source: RefSeq, a predicted model, not a curated record
AAUAAUGAAAAUAACAUUUAAUAAGAAUAAAGCAAACCCUAUUUUGGCAUGUAGAAAGGCAAUAAAUUAGUCCUGUAAUAACAUGUUUUCCAUGUACUCCCUGUUCACAUUCCCUUAGUCUAAAGCCAAGCCAAAUGGCAAAGUGAAGAGUUGCAGCUGUAGGGCUUUACUGGAAGUCAAGGGGGAUGGAGAUAUUUUGGACAGAGAGUCAAGAAGGCGUGCUGACAGACGAUUCAUAAGGGUCAAAAUAAGCUCCAGAGCAACUGAUUCUUGAUCAUUUUCAUGUUUACUUUUAUUGCGAUUGGACACAAAAGCUGUUCGUGAAAGUGCCACUUUUGGAGGAGUCUGUAAUUCUCUAUCAAUUUCCAACAGGCCGUCUUCUCUAUGGAUUGUACUUGCAUUCUCCUUGCCCUACUCUCCACCCUGGCUUCUUUAAGUCCCACUAUGGGGUGUUUCUGUGAUCAUUACCCAUGGAGUUCCUGGUCCCAAUGCACUAAAACCUGUGAUUCUGGUACUCAAUCACGUUUAAGGGCUGUCCAGUAUGAUGAUCACUGGUUAAAAAACAGCUGUUCCCAGCUGUGUCAGAUACAUGAUAAUAGAGUGUGUAAUGUUGAGGCCUGCCCUAUAAACUGCCAGCUGACUGAGUUUGGACCCUGGUCUGAGUGUUCAUCUUGUGCCAAAAAGUCAUUCAGAAUCAGGUCUGUGUUGAGGCCAUCUCAGUUCGAAGGAGCCAACUGCAGUCAAUCUCUUAUGGAGGAAAGAGUCUGUCAUCCUUUCAAGGAAUGCAGGAUUGAGCCUUUGAACUGUAAAGACAAGUUCACCUGUGACACUGGAAGAUGUAUACAUGCUGAUCUGCAAUGCAACGAUCAGAACGACUGUGGUGACAACUCUGAUGAGAGAGACUGUGAGCGCAAUAAAAGUGUGUGUUCAAAUCAGCAGAUGUAUGCUUUCGUCCCUGGAGCAGACCAGAUUGGUUUUGGAUUUGAUGCUGCAGCGGAGCAGAUGAGAGGUGCUGUUCUGGACAACUCGUUCAUGGGAAGUAAUUGUACUGUAGAAAAACUAAAGAGGAACCUCUACAGAAUCUCAGCCAACACUGAGAGAUAUGAACUCAAGAUCGAAACCUUUGAGGAUUUUCAACAAAAAGAAACCAAAUCCCAAAAAAUCGAUCUGGCCAAAGAACCCCUUUACAGGGAAGCAGUGAAAGCAUCUCAACAAAAGGACUCUGUGUUUUACCGCGUGGAUCAAGUUAUUGCAACAUCAACAUUCAAAGUAAAAUCCUCUGACCUCUAUUUAUCAGAUCAGUUCCUUCAGUUUCUAAGCAGCCUACCCUUGGAAUACAACUACGCCCUUUACAGGCAUAUAUUCCAGCUGUUUGGAACACAUUAUUUCAGCUCUGGGACAUUAGGAGGGAAGUAUGAGCUACUUUUCCAAUUCGAUCGAGAAGAACUGAAAACCUUUGGGCUUAAAGAAAGCGACUCAGAGUACUGCUUGUCUCAUGAUGACACACUCGUCACAUUUUUUUAUAAUAGACAUUCACAAAAAAACACUUGUGGGAAUAUUUCUAUGAAAACCAAAUAUGAAGGGUCAAUGGUAAAAGCAUCAAAGAUCUGUAUCACAUCUGUACAAGGAGGAGAUCCAUAUUUUGCAGCAGCACUGGCCUGGGAGAAGAACUGCGUUUCACCAGCGAGCCCUUUAAUCACAGACUGGAUCAAGUCUACUAUAAAAAAUCCAGUGGUUAUUCAUUUUGAGCUUUUGCCUUUAGUGAAUUUGGUGCGGGGCAUCUCUUGUGCUGUGACAAAAAGACGCCACUUUCAGCGGGCACUGGAGGAGUACCAGACCGAAUUUGACUCCUGCAAAUGUGCCCCCUGUCCGAACAAUGCUUGGCCGGCUCUUUCAGGAACCGAGUGCCUUUGUAUAUGCCAGACUGGAACAUAUGGAUCAAACUGCGAGAAACGAGCACCGGACUACACCUCAG